AUGGGUCCAGGAAGCCCGGACAGGGGCAGUAUAAGAUAUCUGGUUGUUCGAAGGGUGACCAGGCCGGGGUGUCGGCCUACAUUCACACGACACCGCCAACGGAAGUCGGACGGAGACGGAGGCGCGAGUGGGAAGAUGAGAUGCGGAAGGUCGACGAGAAAGGAAGGUGACAUAAACUUCUUACUUUUCUUGAUUCUCUUCCAGAAACACCAUUCUUUCUUUGUUUCUUUUUUCCUUUCCUUCUUUCUUUUUUCCUUUCCUUCUUUCUUUUUUCCUUUCCUUCUUUCUUUUUUCCUUUCUUUCUUUCUUUUUCUUUUCCUUCUUUCUUUCUUUUUUACUUUCUUUUUCUUUCUUAAUAUCUCUUCAUUCUUUACUCUUUUUUUUUUAAAUAUUUCUACACUCAAUCUGCCUCUCUUUCUUUUUUUAGCAUAUCUUUUUUCUUUCUUUCUUAAUAUCUCCACACUUUUCUUUCUUUCUUUCUUUUUUAAUAUCUCACCACUUUUUCUUUUAUCUCUGGACUCUUUUCUUUCUUUCUUUCUUUCUUUCUUUCUUUCUUUCUUUACAUUAUUUGUUUCUUUCUUUUCAUCUUGCCGCUCUUUCUGUCUUUCUUUUAUCUCUGGACUCUUUCUUUCUUUUUUCUUUCUUUCUUUCUUUCUUUCUUUCUUUCUUUCUUUCUUUCUAUCUCCAUUAUUUCUUUUUCUUUCUUUCUUUCUUUCUUUCUUUCUUUCUUUAUUUAUUUAUUUAUUUAUUUACUCGUUACCUCAUAUAUUUAAUUCUCCCGGAUCUCCUCGUACACAAACUUUCUGUUCUUUCUCUUCUUCGCCUUCUCCCCACUUGUCAUUAUUCUUUGCGAUCGCCAAUUCUCUUCCUUUUUCUAUGCGAAAUUAUAAUUUUUUGACCCACAACAUUUGUCUCUGCUACCACCUUUUUCUUUCUUUCUUUCUUUCUUUCUUUCUUUCUUUCUUUCUUUCUUUCUUUCAAUCUUUCUUUCUUUCUUUCUUUUUUCUUUCAAUCUUUCUUUCUUUUUUCUUUCUUUCUUUUUUUCUUUCUUUUUUCUUUCUUUCUUUCUUUUUUCUUUCUUUCUUUCUUUCAAUCUUUCGUUUUUCUUUCUUUCUUUUUUCUUUCUUUCUUUUUUCUUUCUUUCUUUUUUUCUUUCUUUCUUUCUUUGUACUGUGA
Acanthosepion pharaonis is the source of this 1176-nucleotide messenger RNA. The record is from the annotation of a GenBank genome assembly. Lineage: Eukaryota; Metazoa; Mollusca; Cephalopoda; Sepiida; Sepiidae.